Messenger RNA from Hirundo rustica (Barn swallow), 2309 nucleotides. It is a transcript of the gene LHCGR, whose product is annotated as luteinizing hormone/choriogonadotropin receptor. Gene Ontology annotation, biological process: ovarian follicle development; ovulation cycle process; phospholipase C-activating G protein-coupled receptor signaling pathway. The transcript is spliced from 11 exons. The record is from RefSeq and is a predicted model, not a curated record. Lineage: Eukaryota; Metazoa; Chordata; Aves; Passeriformes; Hirundinidae. Gene Ontology annotation, cellular component: membrane. Gene Ontology annotation, molecular function: luteinizing hormone receptor activity. The coding region runs from base 1 to 2193 and encodes 730 amino acids.
AUGGUGCCCUCGCUGCUGCUGCUGCUGCCGCUGCCGCUGCCGCUGCUGCUGCUGCCGGGGUCCGCGGGCGCGGGCGGGCGCUGCCCGCUGCGCUGCGCCUGCACGCACGGAGCGCUGCGCUGCCCGCCGCCGCCGCACGGCGCGCUGCCCGCGCCCGCCCGCGCAUCAUUUACGCAUCUCCCUGUUAAAGUAAUCCCAUCACAUGCAUUUGAAGGACUUCAAGAUGCCUUCAUCAUUGAAAUCUCUCAGAGCGACUCCCUGGAGAGAAUAGAAGCGAGUGCCUUUGACAGCCUUCCCACCUUGUCUGAAAUAUUAAUCCUGAACACGAAAAAUCUGUUGCACAUUGAGGAUGGAGCUUUCAGAAAUCUUCCAAGGCUAAAAUACUUGAGCAUUUGUAAUACUGGAAUAAGACAAUUUCCAGACCUGACACAGAUCUUCUCACUGGAAGCUCAUUUUAUUUUGGAGCUCUGUGAUAACUUGCGUAUGACAAUUAUACCACAAAAUGCUUUCCAAGGGAUGAACAAUGAAUCACUGACACUCAAGUUGUAUAAAAAUGGAUUUGAAGAUAUCCACAGCCAUGCCUUCAACGGGACAAAGCUGAAUCAAUUAAUCCUGAAGGACAACAAGAACCUCAGGCGGAUCCACAACGAUGCCCUGAGAGGGGCCACAGGGCCAGACGUGCUGGAUAUUUCUUCAACAGCGCUGGAGUCCCUGCCUAGUUAUGGGCUUGAGGCCAUUCAGGUCUUAAAUGCAACGUCAUCUUACUCAUUAAAGAGGCUGCCACCACUGGAUAAAUUCAGCAGUCUUCUGGAAGCUGUCCUAACAUAUCCCAGCCACUGCUGUGCUUUUCGAAAUCUAAGGACAGAAAAACAGAAUUUGUUGCUUUCCAUUUUUGACAACUUCUCCAAGGAGUGUGAAAGCACCAUGAGGAAACCGACUAACGAAAUGCUAGAUGACUCCAACAACACAUUGCUGUGGUCAGCAGAGAGGAACACACAUCCCUUUGCAAUAGACGAUGAAAGUUCUCCCUACGGCUACUCAACCAUUUUUGAUGACAGUGAAAUGGCCGGCUUUGACUUUGAGUAUGACUUCUGUCAGCCUAAAGUCCUCACGUGCACUCCAGAACCAGAUGCAUUUAAUCCCUGCGAAGACAUCCUGGGAUACAGCUUCCUCAGAGUGCUGAUCUGGUUUAUAAACAUCCUCGCCAUCGCCGGCAAUUUCACUGUGCUCCUCGUUCUCCUGACCAGCCACUACAAGCUCACCGUCCCUCGCUUCCUCAUGUGCAACCUCUCCUUUGCCGAUUUCUGCAUGGGGCUGUACCUCCUGCUCAUCGCCUCCGUGGAUGCCCAGACCAGCGGUCAGUACUACAACCACGCCAUCGACUGGCAGACGGGCAGCGGCUGCAGCACCGCCGGCUUCUUCACGGUGUUUGCCAGCGAGCUGUCGGUGUACACGCUGACAGUGAUCACCGUGGAGCGCUGGCACACCAUCACCUACGCCAUGCAGCUGGACCGCAAGCUGCGGCUGCGGCACGCCGUGCCCAUCAUGCUCGGGGGCUGGCUCUUCUCCAUCGGCAUAGCCGUGCUGCCUCUCUUCGGGGUCAGCAGCUACAUGAAGGUCAGCAUCUGUUUACCCAUGGAUAUCGAAACGGGCCUGUCCCAAGCCUACAUCCUGCUGAUCUUGGUGCUGAAUGUUGUCGCCUUCAUUGUCAUUUGUGCUUGCUACAUCAAGAUUUACAUUGCCGUGCAGAACCCAGAGCUGGUAGCGGCCAAUAAGGACACCAAGGUCGCCAAGAGAAUGGCAAUACUGAUCUUCACGGAUUUCACCUGCAUGGCCCCCAUCUCCUUUUUUGCCAUAUCCGCCGCCUUCAAAGUUCCUCUCAUCACAGUGACCAACUCCAAGAUCUUGUUGGUUUUAUUUUACCCCGUCAACUCCUGCGCAAACCCCUUUCUCUAUGCCAUUUUCACCAAAGCAUUUCGGAGGGAUUUCUUUUUGCUGAUGAGCAAGCUUGGUUGCUGCAAGAGCCGAGCAGAGCUCUACAGGAUGAACUAUUUCUCCGCUUAUAACUCCAACUGCAAGAACGGCGGCGUAGCCACAGGCCCCAGCAAAGCCUCCCAAGCAUUCCUGCUUUUGUCAGCCUUACAGAAGCCCUAUCCUGCACCACGGCACAAGACAUCCCGCAAGGAAAAUUAACCCAGAGUGCCAAGAGAUGCAGCACUUUGCAAGGCCAGUUGUGAUUAUCUUAGUGACUAGGGAUUGUUUUACAAUAUCUUGAACAUUUCAUAAUAAAUAAACAUUCCAGUCAGUAA